AUGUCACUAGAUUUAAAAUACUCAGAAGACAGGUAUGUGGAACCAAGAGAGCCAAAAAGUUUGUGUGAAAAUAAUUUACCGGAAUCGGAAGAGGAACUUGCUGCAGAAGAAGAAAAGCAAAGAAGCCGACUUGAUCAACUGCAUAGACAUAUCGCUGAAUUGCGUGAGAUGAAUUUACCAAUUCAUGAAAAGGAGGAAGAAUUAUGGGAUGUACAAACUGCAAUUACUUUGUUAAGCCGAAAGUUGAAAUUGCUGCAUGCAAAACGAGCCGAAAGUACUGAUUUGGAAGGAGCAGAAGGACCGGCACUAGAAAUGUUUGAAGAAAAGCAACUGUUAGCAACGUGUAUUGCGUUACGUGAAGAUAUCAGUCGGCAAAAGUCUAGAAUUAUAACAUUAGAGAAUCGGAUUAACUCGUUGUUACAGCAGAAUGAGGUAUUGAGUAAGGUAGAAGGUGAUGAAUCAGAAAAUCUGAAAGGGGUUGACGAGGAUGCAGAACUGUGGAAGCAGGAAUGUUUCAAGGAGGAAAAGAGAAAGAUGGAAUUGGUGCAAGAGAUAAUUGAGCAAAAAGAAGCUUGCUGUUUGCUCCGAGCCAAACUUGAAAUGAAUUUUGUAAAACAGCCGAAACUCCUGGUCACUCGUUUUUGA
Messenger RNA from Enterobius vermicularis (human pinworm), 645 nucleotides. Lineage: Eukaryota; Metazoa; Nematoda; Chromadorea; Rhabditida; Oxyuridae. The record is from the annotation of a GenBank genome assembly.